Molecule: messenger RNA, 711 nt
Organism: Cryphonectria parasitica EP155
Lineage: Eukaryota; Fungi; Ascomycota; Sordariomycetes; Diaporthales; Cryphonectriaceae
Product: peptidyl-tRNA hydrolase
Exons: 1
Coding region: 1-711 (236 amino acids)
Molecular function (GO): peptidyl-tRNA hydrolase activity
Source: RefSeq, a predicted model, not a curated record
AUGACCGAGAACACUUUUGAUCCUCAUUUCCUUGUCGUCAGCCUGGGAAAUCCUCCACCCUACGCCGACAGCCUUCACUCUGCCGGCCACAUCGCGCUACAGUCACUUCAGAACCUUCUUCAGCGCGACGCCGCCGACCAGCCUCGUUUCUCUUCUGAGCGUCUGGGAAAGAAGGCCACACAGGCCUCGAGGGGCUCCCGAUACACCCUGCUCCAGUGUCCCACCCUCAUGAACGUGUCGGGCCCCUGGCUGGCAAGGACGUGGCGGGAGGCCCUGCAGCAGCACAGGGAACGCCACCCCGGGGCGCCCCUGGGCCUGGUCGUGGUGCACGAUGACCUCGAGGAAGACACGUGCGUCGUCAAGGUCCGCAAGUGGAACAGGAGUCACCGUGGCCACAACGGCCUCAAGAGCAUCAUGUCGCUCAUGGCCUCCUCGGACCCCGCCAACCUCUGCGCCACCAGGUGGGCAAAGAUCUCUGUUGGCAUCGGCCGGCCUGAGGGGAGAGAUCCUGCCACUGUUGCUGACUACGUUCUCAAGCCCUUGAGCCGGUACCAGAGGGACUCCUUGUUUGAGAAGUCGGGGCCUCCUGUCCUUGCCGCCCUGCGGGAGAUCGAGUCUGCGUGGAGGUCAGAUGCAGAGAAGGGAAUCAAUGAUGGCGCCCAUCCACCUACAGACGGAAAAGGGAACAAAGGCAAAAGCAAGAGACGAUAA